Colletotrichum navitas is the source of this 841-nucleotide messenger RNA. RefSeq lists its product as uncharacterized. The transcript has 2 exons. The record is from RefSeq and is a predicted model, not a curated record. Lineage: Eukaryota; Fungi; Ascomycota; Sordariomycetes; Glomerellales; Glomerellaceae. Bases 161 to 625 code for a protein of 154 amino acids.
ACGGGUUCGUUGCCUGGGCGCGCUCGCUUUGCUUGUUCGGCUGGCUGGUUGCUAGACUCGGGAUGAAUUGAGUUUUUUUUUUCUCCUGCGGCCGAGCAGGGAGCUUUUGCAAGUGUUGGACGGCGAAGAGAGAGAGAGAGUGAGAGAGAGGAAGUGCGAGAUGAGACGCCCUGACGGGGUGCGCGCCUGUGUGUCUAUUCGCUCGUCCGUUCGUCAUGCGAGUCGCGGGAGAGAAGGGGGCCCCGGGGAGAACUGGGGCGGGCGCAUUGAACACUACGACGCUGGGGAAUGUACUGUACAUGAUAAGAGACCGCGGCUGAGGGUUGCGCUGGAAUGCAGGACACGUGAAGUCCCGAAGGAGACUGACGAUAUACUUACUGCGGGCAGGGGGGUCAAGGAAGGUCUUGAUUCACAUCACUCAGGGUCUUCUUCUUCUUCUUCUUCUUCUUCUUCUUCUUUUCUCCCUUUCCUCUUCUCUCUCAAAAAGCUGCUCGCGCGCUUCGGGAAGGGGAGGAGAGAAACCUCAGUAAGGUUUCGCGUUUCUGGCGAAGUUGCCCAUCUCGACCCCGAAGGUUUCGUUUUUGUUUUUGUUUUGUGGAGAGUCGCAUACGGCAUUAGGUUAUAGGUAGCAGUGAAGAACAAUAAGCUUCUCUCCCGGUCAGCUUGGAGGGAGAUGGGUUUUGGGUUAGGUUUCUUUGAGUGUUUCUCCAACCCUCGCCCACCCCCUCUCUCCUUGACUCCUCCUCUUCCCCUCAUUUUCCCUCUGAUUCAUUCUUUGUUCAAGACGUCCCCCUUGAUCUUUGAUCGGAAGACUACUUACGUACACUACGACCACGACCCU